AUGUCUGCGCCAUGCGAAAAGUGUUCAUGGCUCCCGUUUUUGCUGAUUUCAUCACCGGUUACAUAUACAUAUAUUAAUUUUUGUGUUUUUGUCUUGCAGCUCCAUGACUUGUCGUCGCAAUUUUAUCUCACGGAAGCCGAUAUUGGAAAGAAUCGUGCGGAGGCCUCUUGCGCCCAGUUGGCCGAGUUAAACAGCUAUGUGCGCACCGUUUCGCACACGGGUCCGCUUACCGAGGAGUUCCUGCGCAAGUUUCGCGUUGUGGUGCUCACCAACUCCGAUGGGGAGGAGCAGCAGAGGAUCGGCAAGUUUGCCCAUGAAAAUGGCAUUGCUCUGAUCAUCGCCGAGACCCGGGGAUUGUUCGCCAAGGUGUUCUGUGACUUUGGUGAGAGCUUUACCAUUUACGACCAGGAUGGCACACAGCCGAUCUCCACCAUGAUAGCUAGUAUAACGCACGACGCACAGGGAGUAGUCACCUGCCUGGACGAGACGCGCCAUGGCUUUAAUGACGGCGACUACGUCACAUUCUCGGAGGUGCAGGGAAUGCAAGAACUGAACGGCUGCCAGCCUCUUAAGAUCACAGUGCUGGGACCCUACACCUUCAGCAUUGGGGACACCAGCAAGUUUGGAGAAUACAAGAGCGGCGGAGUUGCCACCCAGGUGAAGAUGCCUAAGACCAUCAGCUUUAAGUCCCUGGCACAGGCCUCUGAGGAGCCGGAGUUCUUGAUAUCCGAUUUCGCAAAGCUGGACUCGCCGGCCACUCUGCACGUGGCGUUCAAUGCCCUCUCCUGCUACCGCAAGGCCCAUAAUGGAGUCUUGCCGCGUCCCUGGAACGAGGAGGACGCCAAUAGCUUCCUGGAGGUGGUCCGGGCCAGCAGCAGCGCGGAAGUCGACGAAAAGCUGGUGCUGCAAUUCGCUAAAAUCUGCUCGGGCAACACGUGCCCGCUGGACGCGGCCGUUGGUGGAAUUGUGGCCCAGGAGGUGCUCAAGGCCUGCAGCGGAAAGUUCACACCUAUCUACCAGUGGUUGUACUUUGACGCCUUGGAGUGUCUGCCCACAGAGGGUGUUGAGGAGGCGGAUGCCCAGCCCGUUGGCUCGCGCUAUGAUUCUCAGAUUGCCAUUUUUGGCAAGAAAUUCCAGGAAAAGUUGGCUGACUCUAAAUGGUUUAUUGUCGGCGCCGGAGCCAUAGGUUGUGAGCUGUUGAAAAACUUUGGAAUGCUGGGCCUGGGAACUGGCAAGGGACAGAUUUUCGUCACAGACAUGGAUCUCAUUGAGAAGUCGAAUCUGAACCGGCAAUUCCUGUUCCGGCCGCACGACGUCCAGAAGCCAAAAUCAAUGACGGCCGCUGACGCUAUUAAACGGAUGAAUCCGGAAGUAAAUGUGACCGCAUACGAGUUGCGCGUUGGCGCAGAAACGGAGAAGGUAUUCUCCGAAGACUUCUUUGGAAAGCUGGAUGGUGUGGCCAAUGCGCUGGACAACGUGGAUGCUCGCAUAUAUAUGGAUCGCAAAUGCAUUUUCAACCGCAUUCCGCUGGUUGAGACCGGAACUCUGGGAACUUUGGGCAACGUUCAGGUGAUUGUGCCCUUUGCCACCGAAUCGUACAGCUCCUCCCAGGCCCCAGAGAAGAGUAUUCCCAUCUGCACGCUGAAGAACUUCCCCAAUGCCAUCGAGCACACUUUGCAGUGGGCGCGUGACGCCUUCGAAGGCGUUUUCAAGCAAUCUGCAGAAAACGCUGCUCAGUACAUCGCUGAUCCUCAAUUCACCGAGCGAAUCGCCAAGCUGCCAGGUAUUCAGCCUCUGGAUAUCCUUGAUUCUAUCAAGAAAGCCCUGAUCGACGACAAGCCCAAGAGCUUUGCGCACUGCGUAGAAUGGGCCCGGUUAUAUUGGGAGGAUCAAUACGUUAACCAGAUUAAGCAGCUGCUCUUUAACUUCCCACCCGAUCAGAUCACCUCCAGUGGUCAGCCGUUUUGGUCUGGUCCCAAGCGGUGCCCAGAUCCCCUGGUUUUUGAUGUCAACGAUCCCAUGCACCUCGACUUUAUCUACGCGGGGGCCAAUCUCCGAGCGGAGGUCUAUGGUAUUGAACAGGUUCGCAAUCGCGAGACGAUCGCAGAGCUGGUGCAGAAGGUUAAGGUGCCUGAGUUUAAACCCCGUUCGGGCGUGAAAAUCGAGACCAAUGAGGCAGCAGCUGCCGCCUCGGCCAAUAACUUCGAUGAUGGAGAGUUGGACCAAGAUCGCGUCGACAAGAUCAUUUCGGAGCUGCUGAAGAACGCCGACAAAACCUCUAAAAUCACGCCACUAGAGUUUGAAAAGGAUGAUGACAGUAACUUGCACAUGGACUUUAUUGUGGCCUGCUCAAAUCUACGCGCUGCCAACUACAAAAUUUCGCCAGCGGAUCGCCACAAGUCCAAGUUGAUAGCUGGCAAAAUCAUACCUGCUAUUGCCACCACCACGUCGGUGCUCUCUGGCUUGGCUGUGCUCGAGGUGAUUAAGCUGAUCGUCGGUCACCGUGAUCUCGUAAAAUUUAAGAACGGCUUUGCCAACCUUGCACUGCCGUUCAUGGCCUUCUCUGAACCGGUCCCUGCCGCCAAGAAUACAUACUACGGCAAGGAAUGGACGCUGUGGGACCGCUUUGAGGUGACCGGCGAGCUCUCGCUGCAGGAAUUCCUCAACUAUUUCGAGGAGAAUGAGAAGCUUAAGAUCACCAUGCUCUCACAGGGCGUGUCCAUGCUGUACUCAUUCUUCAUGCCCAAGGCCAAGUGCUCCGAGAGACUGCCGUUGCCCAUGUCGGAGGUCGUGCGUCGCGUGUCCAAGCGUCGCCUGGAGCCGCACGAGCGGUCCCUGGUUUUCGAGAUCUGCUGCAACGAUGUUGACGGCGAGGAUGUGGAGGUGCCCUAUGUCCGUUACACCCUGCCCUAAGCCCCUAUAUAUUCCUAAUUUAAACAUUAAAUUAUUUUACGAUCCCGUUUUGUUGUCGGUGACGCGUUUUGGAAUCGCGCAGCUCCAACGCAGGAGUUACUGUCUAGCUGUUUGCAUUUUAAUUUUCACAACACCAUUACGAGGAACAGCCCAGAUCUAGAAAUUAUAUAUAAUGUGUGUGAAUCCUCUAAGGAAUGGCAAAAUAUUACGCAUCAUACGAAAUACAAAGACUCGACUAAAAGCAACAUUUUAACUGCAUCUGAUGAAACUCUCUGCUCAGCAUAGUUGUAAAGGUAACGAAUUACGGAUAACUGAAAGCGGAUUUUAAUCGCAUUGAUUAAUUGGAAACUGAAUGAGCCAGGCGGAAAAUUUCACUUCACUCAUAUAUUUUUUUUAUAUGAAAGCAUAAACUAAUUACGUCAUUGUAUUAAAAAGGAGUAAAGCAAAUGAAUAAAGCUGUAUCAUAUAUGGUAA
Drosophila teissieri is the source of this 3387-nucleotide messenger RNA. RefSeq names its product ubiquitin-like modifier-activating enzyme 1. Lineage: Eukaryota; Metazoa; Arthropoda; Insecta; Diptera; Drosophilidae. Gene Ontology annotation, molecular function: ubiquitin activating enzyme activity. Gene Ontology annotation, biological process: ubiquitin-dependent protein catabolic process; protein ubiquitination; DNA damage response. The record is from RefSeq and is a predicted model, not a curated record. Gene Ontology annotation, cellular component: nucleus; cytoplasm.